UUAUUGGUUGAACAUGGGAAAAAUAUAGGCCGGUAUCUUUUUUUCUGGAGUAUGUGGUAACUGUAUGGUUUCCCCAGCUUACCCCAACAACACCCAAUAUAGUUACCCCAAUGUUUCAGAAAUGGCUGAUAACAGGGAGAUUUAUAUGAUUUAAAUCAAACCUAAUUGUAAGGUUAAUGUUGGCGGUGUCCCACUGGGGACCCUUUGUCACAAAGACUUCUUGCCAUUGGAGAAUGCUGGUAUGUGGGGAAUAGAGAGCGGCUUUAGAUUAUUGCUUUUACUGCAUUUCAAGCAUAUUUUCUACAACAAUAGAAAAUAUAAUAGAACUAUGGGUUUACUUCUCCUUUAAAAAAAGUUUUCCAUUUUUAUAUUAAAUAAAACAAAUCAGUAUAUCAAAUAAAAACCAGCAGCGGAACUUGCUUUCCCAGUUCAACGGUGUAAACAUGACCUUUUAUAUUGUGUAUGAGCUUAGUGGCAAGUCACCUCUGAACUCUGACCCCUCUGGGGGAUUGCGCAAUGGUCUGUGUGCUCUCUGAUAACAGGGACUAGCGGGUUAGAAAUACAGCAGUGAUUGUGAGGGAAAGAAGCACAACAACAAGUCACACAGGUGGCCAUACACAGGUAGAUUUCUGCUGCCGGUUUGGGUCCUUCAGACCGAUUCGGUAGUUUAUCUCUCCGUGCUCCCGCGAUCCACUGUCUCCUUCCCCCCGACACGCCGCUGAGUAACUACAACGAUGGACUGCCAUGAUCUUACCACUCUUUUACCCCAACCCCGCCUGCAGCAGUUUGCUCGUGACUGGUUGGCCGAGGACGCACCCUGGUUAGAUAUUGCGGGCUGGGCAGCUUCCCGCCGUAAUCAGGGUGGACAGGAAGAGGCCGUGCUACUGUGCAAAUCUGCAGGCGUGCUGGCAGGGGGGCCAUUUUUCCAAGCAGUAUGUGAGGAAGCUGGGUGCACUGUCCAAUGGGAGCACAGAGAUGGAGAAUGGUUGGAACCAGUCACCAGGGUGGCUACUGUCAAAGGUCGCGUGAAUGAUUUACUGCUGGCGGAACGCCCUGCCCUGAAUGCUCUGUCUCGCAUCAGCGGAGUGGCUACUCUGGCAAGGGAGGCGUCACGGAAAGCAAAAGCCACAGGGUGGCCAGGGCUGGUCACCGGCACAAGGAAAACUACGCCAGGGUUCCGCCUGCCUGAGAAGUAUGGACUGUUGGUGGGAGGAGCUGGCACUCACAGAUAUGGGACCACUGAUCUGGUCAUGCUAAAGGACAACCACGUCUGGGCCAUGGGAGGAGUCAAAGAGGCCCUUGAUGGUGUUCGCGCUCUGGCUGGGAAAACGUUGAAGGUGGAAGUUGAAUGCAGAUCCCUGGAGGAAGCGUUAGAUGCGGCCGCAGCAGGAGCAGAUAUUGUCAUGCUCGAUAACCUGCCCCCCGAGGCCCUCCAUGCUGCUGCACUUGCCGUCAAAUCCAGUUAUCCAUCCGUUGUGAUAGAGGCCAGUGGGGGUGUCACAUUUACCAACUUGCAACAGUUUCUGGGGGCUCAUGUGGACAUGGUGUCUAUGGGAUGCCUCACUCAGGGAUCACCCAGCAUAGACUUCUCUCUAAAACUCAGCCAUGGUCUCCGUAGGAAAGCCACAGACUUGGGCCACUGACAUACUGACUCUAGCCACUGUGCCACAGACUCUAGCCACUGACCUACUGACUCUAGUCACUGUGCCACAGACUCUAGCCACUGACCUACUGACUCUAGUCACUGUGCCACAGACUCUAGCCACUGACCUACUGACUCUAGCCACUGUGCCACAGACUCUAGCCACUGACCUACUGACUCUAGCCACUGAGCCACAGACUCUAGCCACUGACCUACUGACUCUAGCCACUGAGCCGCAGACUCUAGCCACUGUCCUACUGACUCUAGCCACUGAGCCACAGAUUCUAGCCACUGACCCUAGUCACUGAGCCACAGGCUCUAGCCACUGAACCAUAGACUAUAGCCACUGAGCUACAGACUCUAGCCACUGACCUACUGACUCUAGCCACUGAGCCACAGACUCUAGCCACUGACCUACUGACUCUAGUCACUGUGCCACAGACUCUAGCCACUGACCCUAGUCACUGAGCCACAGGCUCUAGCCACUGAACCAUAGACUAUAGCCACUGAGCUACAGACUCUAGCCACUGUGCUGCUGACUGGAGCAACUACCUGUUUAUGCUUUGAACUUAUCAUAUGUUAUUUUCUUGUUGCUUUGUAGAUACUAAAGAUGUCACUGCAAAAGUAA
Messenger RNA from Xenopus tropicalis (tropical clawed frog), 2270 nucleotides. It is a transcript of the gene qprt, whose product is annotated as quinolinate phosphoribosyltransferase. The record is from RefSeq and is a predicted model, not a curated record. Gene Ontology annotation, molecular function: nicotinate-nucleotide diphosphorylase (carboxylating) activity; pentosyltransferase activity. The coding region runs from base 735 to 1643 and encodes 302 amino acids. The transcript has 6 exons. Lineage: Eukaryota; Metazoa; Chordata; Amphibia; Anura; Pipidae. Gene Ontology annotation, biological process: NAD+ biosynthetic process.